Passer domesticus (house sparrow) is the source of this 2932-nucleotide messenger RNA. RefSeq lists its product as uncharacterized. The coding region runs from base 5 to 2932 and encodes 975 amino acids. The record is from RefSeq and is a predicted model, not a curated record. NCBI's taxonomy places the organism in Eukaryota, Metazoa, Chordata, Aves, Passeriformes, Passeridae. The transcript is spliced from 34 exons.
CAGCAUGGCCCUUGCUCUGCGCCUCCUACUCUUGCUGCUCCUGGCCGUGGCCCUGCCUGCCAGGGCUGCCCAGGCUGCUCCGCUGCAAGCGCGGAGAGCAGACUGGAAUCGUGACAUGGGUUUUCAGGAAGUCCUGAUGAAGGAUGGUUUGAAGUUCUUUGAGGAUGCUGGAGCUGAACCUGCCGGUGAAGGUCCCACAUCCAGGACUGAGGCUCUGGGCAAUGCUGAGGGUGUGUCUGCAGGGAGGAGAUUCAUACGUCCUUUGGUGGUUAUUGCCAACAAGACCAGCCCCCAUGGCAGGGUUCCUCCAAAGAGGAAGAUGCAAGACACAACAGAGAAUAUAUCCCUGGACCCAUCCAAACAGACGAGGCAAGUGCUGAAGAAAAUGCUGCAGGGAGGACAAGAAAUGAAAGUAGAGCCAGUGGAGAAAGAAGCAUUUCCCGGAGGAAGCAGUGAUUCCGUACCAGCCUCUGCUCCAGGAAGGGAGGCCAUGCCAGGCACAGGCACAGGAGAUGAGGUGUCUGGGAAGGCUUCUCCAUCAGCUUGGAUGAAUAAAGUUUUGAAGCCCUUGGAGCCUCCUGCAGAUGUGUCUACAGGGAGGACUUCUCCAGCUCCUACCUUGGAUGUUGCACUCAAGCCCAGCUCCCAUCACAGUGGUACUCCAACAGGGAAAAUCCAAGAUACAACAGAUACGAUAUCCCUGGAACCAUCCAAACAGAUGAGGCAAGAGCUGAAGGAACGUCUGCAGACAAGACAAGAGAUGGACAUAGUGCUUCAGUGGAAGGUGGCAUUUCCUGAAGGAAGCACUCCAUCUUCAGUGCCAGCCCCUGCUGCAGGAAAGAAGGCGAUGGCAGACAGGGGCACAGGCACAGCAGAUUGGGAUGCUGGGAAGGAUUCUCCAUUAGCCUGGCUCUCUGAAGUUGUGAAGCCCUCCGAGCAUUCUGCAGGCGUGUCUGCAGGGAGGACCUCACCAACUCCUACCUUGGAUGCUGCACAAAAGCCCAGCUCCCAUCACAGGGGUCCUCUGACAGGAGAGACCAAAGACAUGGCAGGCAAGAAAUUCCGGGACCCAUUAGAAAUCAUGUGGCAAAUGCUGAAGGAACGUCUGCAGACGAGACAAGAAAUGAAAGUAGAGCCAGUGGAGAAAGAAUCAUUUCCCGGAGGAAGCAGGGGCUCCAUGCCAGCCUCUGCUGCAGGAAGGGAGGCCAUGCCAGGCACAGGCACAGGAGACUGGAAUCGUGACAUGGGUUUUCAGGAAGUCCUGAUGAAGGAUGGUUUGAAGUUCCUGGAGGAUGCUGGAGCUGAACCUGCCGGUGAAGGCCCCACAUCCAGGACUGAGGCUCUGGGAGAUGCUGAGGGUGUGUCUACAGGGAGGAGAUUCAUACGUACAUUGGUGGUUAUUGCCAACAAGACCAGUCUGCAUGGCAGGGUUCCUCCGAAGAGGAAGAUGCAAGACACAACAGAGAAGAUAUCCCUGGAACCAUCCAAACAGAUGAGGCAUGUGCUGAAGAAAAUGCUGCAGGGAGGACAAGAAAUCAAAGGAGAGCCUGCGGAGAAAGAAGCAUUUCCUGGAGGAAGCAGUGGUUCCCUGCCAGCCUCUGCUGCAGGAAGGGAGGACAUGCCAGGCACAGGCACAGGAGAUGAGGCUGGGAAGGCUUCUCCAUCAGCUUGGAUGAAUAAAGUUUUGAAGCCCUUGGAGCCUCCUGCAGAUGUGUCUACAGGGAGGACUUCUCCAGCUUCUCCAGCUCCUACCUUGGAUGCUAUACGCAAGCCCAGCUCCCAUCACAGUGGUACUCCAACAGGGAAAAUCCAAGAUACAACAGAUAAGAUGUCCCUGCAACCAUCCAAACAGAUUAGGCAAGAGCUGAAGGAACCCCUGCAGACAAGAGAAGAGAUGGACAUAGAGCUUCAGUGGAAGGUGGCAAUUCCUGAAGGAAGCACUCCAUCUUCAAUGCGAGCCCCAGCUGCAGGAAGGAAGGCAAUGCCAGACACGGGCACAGGCACAGCAGACUGGGAGGCUGGGAAGGAUUCUCCAUUAGCCUGGCGCUCUGAAGUUGUGAUGCCCUCCGAGCAUUCUUCAGAUAUAUCUGGAGCGACGACUUCACCAACUCCUACCUUGGAUGCUGCACAAAAGCCCAGCUCCCAUCACAGGAGAGAGACCAAAGACAUGGCAGGCAAGAAAUUCCAGGACCCAUUAGAAAUCAUGUGGCAAAUGCUGAAGGAAUGUCUGCAGAGAAGACAAGAAAUGAACGGAGAGCCUGUGCAGAAGGAAGCAUUUCCCGGAGGAAGCAGUGGUUCCGUGCCAGCCUCUGCUACAGGAAGGGAGGCCAUGCCAGGCACAGGCACAGGAGACUGGAAUCGUGACAUGGGUUUUCAGGAAGUCCUGAUGAAGGAUGGUUUGAAGUUCCUGGAGGAUGCUGGAGCUGAACCUGCCGGUGAAGGCCCCACAUCCAGGACUGAGGCUCUGGGAGAUGCUGAGGGUGUGUCUGCAGGGAGGACUUCUCCAGCUCCAGGGCUGGAUGCUUGGCCCCAACCCAGCUCCCAUGGCAGGGGUCCUCCAAAAGGGAAGACCCAAGAUACUGCAGCCAAAAUGUCUCAUGAGGCAGAUGAAUUCCUGAGAGAAACACAGAAGGAAGCACCCGGAGGACAAGUGAUGGACCAAAAGGCUGUUCAGGAGGAGGAACACUCAGGGAGAAGCAGUGGCUCACUGGCAGCGCUAGCUGCAGGAAGGAAGGCGAUGCCAGACAUGGGCACAGGCACAGCAGGUGCUCGCGUGUAUCUUCAGAAGACAAACCUAAAAACAGAGGCAAUGACAACCUGGCAGUUUAUCCCAGCUCUUCCCUUCUGCCCCUAUCUGCCCUGCCGUGGUUGCAUCCCCGCCACGCGGCCGUCCCAAAACCCACCCCUCCUCAACGAGACCCUCUGCCCCUGA